CCGCUCCGUGGGCCUCCAGCUCUAAGCCCUGUCAUCCCUCCCUGAGAGGUCUGAGCCUUCUGGCUUCUACCUUUACAGUCCAUUAAGAUCCCAGGAGUCAUCCCUCAACGAGGAAACAUGGUUUGCGGUGUUGACAACAGGGUCAUCUAUCACCCUCCCGUCCUGGCUCCUGGCCUGCUUGCUGAACAGGCCCACAAUGCCAAGAUCAUGACCACAAGUUGGGGCUAGGGCCUGGGGGGUCACUGGAACUGGGGCUGCUCCUGUUCUACUCCCCAAACCCAGGCAGUAAUCCUCACAGCUUUUCUCUGAUCUGUGGGCUGAUGCUCUUAUCUCUGCCGGCAGACUGACCGUGGAGGCACCCCUUUAUUCCCCCCUUCUUGUGGCUGGAUAGGGGCGUGCUGCUCUUCUCUGGUUCACAGGCUUGUUCCCCACCCCUCCAGGCUGGCCCAAGUCUCUGGAAGCCACAUACCUCCCUCCUGGCCUCUCCCCCACCCCUGCCAGCUGAUUUCAUUUGCCUGGCGUGGUUGUUGCCGGCCUUACCCUUCCCUGUCAGUCCCCCCCCACACACCCCCUCCCAGUCAGGGCCAGGCCAGGCCAGCUCCUCUGGCAGCAGAGGGGGGCAGGUGACAGGCAGGCAUCGCAGCUGAGACAGUGAGGAGGCGCCUGGGAAGCGGAAACCUGGGAGAAGUCCAGCCAGAGCCCAAGAGCCAGAACUACCCCUCGACCUGUGCACCAUGGGGGAGAUGGAGCAGCUGAGGCAGGAGGCGGAGCAGCUCAAGAAGCAGAUUGCUGAUGCCAGGAAAGCCUGUGCGGACAUCACUCUGGCUGAGCUCGUGUCUGGCCUGGAGGUGGUGGGACGAGUCCAGAUGCGGACACGGAGGACAUUAAGGGGACACCUGGCCAAGAUCUAUGCCAUGCACUGGGCCACUGACUCUAAGCUGCUGGUAAGUGCCUCGCAAGACGGGAAACUGAUCGUGUGGGACACUUACACCACCAACAAGGUGCAUGCUAUCCCACUGCGCUCUUCCUGGGUGAUGACCUGUGCCUAUGCGCCGUCAGGGAACUUUGUGGCAUGUGGGGGGCUGGACAACAUGUGCUCAAUUUACAGCCUCAAGUCCCGGGAGGGCAAUGUCAAGGUCAGCCGGGAACUCUCUGCUCACACAGGUUAUCUCUCCUGUUGCCGCUUCCUGGAUGACAACAACAUUGUGACUAGCUCUGGGGACACCACGUGUGCCUUGUGGGACAUUGAGACGGGGCAGCAGAAGACAGUGUUUGUGGGACACACUGGUGACUGCAUGAGCCUGGCUGUGUCCCCAGACUACAAACUCUUCAUUUCGGGAGCUUGUGAUGCCAGCGCCAAGCUCUGGGACGUGAGGGAAGGGAGCUGUCGUCAGACUUUCACUGGCCAUGAGUCAGACAUCAAUGCCAUCUGUUUCUUUCCCAACGGGGAGGCCAUCUGCACUGGCUCAGAUGACGCCUCCUGCCGCCUCUUCGACCUGAGGGCCGACCAGGAACUGACUGCCUAUUCCCACGAGAGCAUCAUCUGUGGUAUCACGUCUGUAGCCUUCUCGCUCAGUGGUCGCCUGCUCUUCGCGGGCUACGAUGACUUCAACUGCAAUGUCUGGGACUCUCUCAAGUGUGAGCGUGUAGGUGUACUCUCUGGCCAUGACAACAGAGUCAGCUGUCUGGGGGUCACAGCUGAUGGAAUGGCUGUGGCCACUGGUUCCUGGGACAGCUUCCUCAAAAUCUGGAACUGAGGAGGCUAGAGGAAGAGGUGGGAAGCCGUGAAGGUUCUCAGCUGGCUUCUCCUAUGCCCCAUCUCCUUAGGGUCGGUCUUCUAUACCCCAUGGGCCAUUCUCAGUACAUUUCCUUUUAAGAGCAGGUGGGAUUAUGGGAGUGUGCCUUUGGAAGCAUGAGGGACACAAGGGCAAGAACUGCCUCAUUUCCUCCAUGGCCUCUCCCCUCCACAGUCCUCACUGCUUCUCCCUAAUAAAAAAGAAUGGACCCCUUCCCCACCCUAGGGUCCCCCUGGGCCACCUUUGUCCAAACCAGGAAUGGCCAGAGUGCUCAGCCCAUGACUAAGGAUGUCGCUCCUAGUUUCCUGGCGCCCUUCCUGCCACUUUCUCCUUUCCUGCCCCUUUGUUCUCUCUUUGUUUUUUGUUUUUUUGUUUUUUGUUUUUUUGGCUUUUCGAGACAGGGUUUCUCUGUGUAGUUCUGGCUGUCCUGGAACUCACUCUGCAGACCAGGCUGGCCUCGAACUCAGAAAUCUGCCUGCCUCUGCUUCCCAAGUACUGCCCUUUGUUCUCUCUUAUUACCUAAUAAAAUGUAGCAUCCUGAUA
Grammomys surdaster is the source of this 2339-nucleotide messenger RNA. It is a transcript of the gene Gnb3, whose product is annotated as G protein subunit beta 3. Lineage: Eukaryota; Metazoa; Chordata; Mammalia; Rodentia; Muridae. The coding region runs from base 735 to 1757 and encodes 340 amino acids. The record is from RefSeq and is a predicted model, not a curated record. Gene Ontology annotation, molecular function: protein binding; signaling receptor complex adaptor activity. The transcript is spliced from 11 exons. Gene Ontology annotation, cellular component: cytoplasm; heterotrimeric G-protein complex. Gene Ontology annotation, biological process: G protein-coupled receptor signaling pathway.